Molecule: messenger RNA, 2295 nt
Organism: Oppiella nova
Lineage: Eukaryota; Metazoa; Arthropoda; Arachnida; Sarcoptiformes; Oppiidae
Source: the annotation of a GenBank genome assembly
AUUAUGUGAUCGAUUUGCACAUGAUUUGCAUUGCAUUGCAAUUAAUGCUAAAUCUCUGCACAUUUCACUCAUUGCGAUGACAACCACGUGUUGGUGACACAUAUGUCCCACCAGACAGAGGUGGAGGUGCUGUCCGCCCACACCUCAUCGCUCACUACUGUGCCCUGCGUUCAGUUGAGUGUGAACAAUGUGACCCAUUGGUGGCCACAUGUCCUCCAGUCCAUCAACGCUUCCCAUUUCGUGGCCAUCGACCUCGAGUUGAGUGGUUUGGGAGCCAGAGAUCGACUCAAUGCUAAGAAAAUCGAUGAAAGAUAUGAAGGAGUGAUGUCUGCGGCCAAAAGCCGGUCCAUCGUAUCGGUUGGACUCGCAUUCUUCAGCUUCUGUGCCAAUGACUGCAACCAAACCAUAGUUAACAACGUCUGUGACACUAAGUACGGGACCAGUUGUGAGACAAAUGUCAACUCAAAGCCAUUGCUGAGUAACUGUAUCUCCGAUUGUGUGGAAGACAUGAACCGCUUUGAGAGACUACUCGACACACAACUCAUGGAUAAACUCGACGAUCACACCAAUGGAUGCAAUGGAAAAACGCUACUCCUCAUACACACGCUUGGGCUCUGGUACGCUAAGGAGCGGCCAGUACCUAAACUGAAGUUACCGGUCACAGACGUGCCUAACAGAUAUCACAGGGGAAAUGAUACAGAAUACGAAGACUUGACGGCACCAUCGCUGAGGAAUUUGAUUUCAGAGAUAAUAAGACAGAAACUGCCGAUUGUUUUGCACAACGGAUUCAUUGAUUUGAUAUUUCUUUACCAAAACCUAUACUCGGAUUUACCCCAAGAUUUACAGACAUUUAUAGCUGAUUUGGUUGAGUUAUUUCCGGCAGGAAUUCUCGACACUAAAUAUAUCGCAGACUUUCACGAGAGACUUAACAGAUCUUAUUUGGAAUAUUUGUUUUAUGACAGACAACGGUUUAAUAUCGAGCGCUCAUUACAAGGAAAGACUUGCAUUGAUAUCACAUUCCCAUUGCUCUCUAAUAACUCACUGGACAUCGAGUACAAGGAUUUGUCGACAAAAAUCUCAUCCGAAUCCGACCUUUUAGUUGAUGUGUGCGACGAUUAUGCGAACCACGGCUGGUGUCGACUCAAGAACUCGUGUUAUAGGUCUCAUAAUAUCGAUCACAUUCUCAAUAAGAAGAAUAGGAGUAAACGAAUGAAAAAAUUGAUUAAAAAGCUUAAGAAGAAGAGUGAAGAGCACACCAUUGAGAGCACCAGUGGUGGCGACAACUCAUCGGUUGAGUCCAUUAAUACGAAACAAUCAAAACAAGGCGCCCAUAGAGCCGGUUAUGACGCCUUCAUGACUGGCUAUUACUUCGCCUCAUAUCUGGCGGUUAACGCCAAAUCACGACCUCUUCCCUCGAAGCCAUUGAAUUGCAAAAGUUUAGGUAUUUCUGCGAUUGUCAACAAUAUAUACUUAACGGGUAAAGACCAGCCCCUCAGAGUCACCGCCAGCUCUUUCGCUAAGACUUCUACUAAUCAUAAGAAUAAAACUGAAUACGAAGACUUGACGGCACCAUCGCUGAGGAAUUUGAUUUCAGAGAUAAUAAGACAGAAACUGCCGAUUGUUUUGCACAACGGAUUCAUUGAUUUGAUAUUUCUUUACCAAAACCUAUACUCGGAUUUACCCCAAGAUUUACAGACAUUUAUAGCUGAUUUGGUUGAGUUAUUUCCGGCAGGAAUUCUCGACACCAAAUAUAUCGCAGACUUUCACGAGAGACUUAACAGAUCUUAUUUGGAAUAUUUGUUUUAUGACAGACAACGGUUUAAUAUCGAGCGCUCAUUACAAGGAAAGACUUGCAUUGAUAUCACAUUCCCAUUGCUCUCUAAUAACUCACUGGACAUCGAGUACAAGGAUUUGUCGACAAAAAUCUCAUCUGAAUCCGACCUUUUAGUUGAUGUGUGCGACGAUUAUGCGAACCACGGCUGGUGUCGCCUCAAGAACUCGUGUUAUAGGUCUCAUAAUAUCGAUCACAUUCUCAAUAAGAAGAAUAGGAGUAAACGAAUGAAGAAAUUGAUUAAAAAGCUUAAGAAGAAGAGUGAAGAGCACACCAUUGAGAGCACCAGUGGUGGCGAUAACUCAUCGGUUGAGUCCAUUAAUACGAAACAAUCAAAACAAGGCGCCCAUAGAGCCGGUUAUGACGCCUUCAUGACUGGCUAUUACUUUGCCUCAUAUCUGGCGGUUAACGCCAAAUCACGACCGCUUCCCUCGAAGCCAUUGAAUUGGUUUUCAAAUCCAUAA